AUGUCGGAAGAUGCUUUAAUUUCCUACAUACUGAACAAAAUUGACGACCUAUUCACCGAAAAAAUUUCUCUAAUUUGGAGGGUGGCAGACGAUGUUGAAUCGCUGAAACAAGAACUGCAGGCACUGGUGAUCUUUCUCAACAACAUGGACUAUAAGCAGAGACAAGACGCUGGCACGAAGAAUUGGUUGAGCUCCGUUAGAGACGUAGCAUAUGAAGCAGACGACUUGAUCGAUGCCUAUACCAAUACGCUCGAGAAGAGGUACGUUCCUGCCACUAGGAUAUUUCAUUCUAAUACACUGCAAAAAGAUAUCAAGCAGUUAAAAUCCAAGAUCCGUGAGAUUGUCGAACGUAGAACUAUAUACAUACCUAAAUUGCACGAGCAAAGAGGCAAAGGAAGCAGCAGUAGUACAGCUGCAGAUCAAGGUCAUUUGCAUCUAUGGAGACGGUCAUUUCCAGACCUUGGUGAUGAUGUGGUUGUUGGUUUCGAACAUGAUGCUAACCUUAUAGUGAAGAGGUUGCUUCACUCGGAGGGACGUCGACAGGUUGUAGCCAUCACCGGGAUGGGUGGUGUAGGCAAAACCACUCUUGCGGCUGUGGUUUAUAAAUUAUUUUCUAAAGCUCCCGUACGCGGUCAUGCCCAUUUUGCCCAGCUUAAAGAAGUGGACUCCGGAGGUGAGCUUCAAAACCACUUUGAUGCUUGUGAUUGGGUGCCUGCUCAUCAAGAUCCCAACAUUAUGGACCUUUUGUUGAUCAUGAUUGACCAACUAGGCUUAAGCGAAUAUGUGGAAGGUAAGGAAUAUAGGAGAUACCUAAUAGUGUUGGAUGAUAUUUGGAGGAAAGAAGUAUGGGAUCAAUUAAAAGCAACUCUUCCAAAUUCGAGCAAUGGAAGUAGAAUAAUAGUAACAACUCGAUUCAAGGAUGCUGCCAUUUAUCAUGACCCAGGAUCUGAACCCUACGAAAUGAGGCCCUUAAACGAGGAUGAUAGUUGGCGACUUUUCCUUACAAAAGUUUUUCCACAAGACCAACCUACAUGCCCAAGAGAACUAGAGGACUUGGGUCGUCAGCUCUGUAGGAAAUGUGCUGGUUUGCCUCUUGCUCUGGUGGUACUGGGAGGUCUUGAUUUGAUAAAACAGAAGCAUCUAUCGCUGUGGUCGAAAUUACCUGAUAGUAUGAACUGGGAUUUGACGGAUAAUGGGAAACAAUGCUUAGAAAUCCUUGCUUUGAGCUACUACGACUUGCCUUACAACAUGAAAUUUUGUUUUCUUUACUUGGGAGCUUUCCCACAAGGUUCUGAAAUCAGUGCCUCAAAAUUGACGAAGUUGUGGAUCGGAGACGAACUAAUACCAAAAGAAGGUAUAACACUAGAGGGUACUGCAACCAAAUACUUAGAGGAGUUGACACAAAGAGUGCUCGAACUUGAUGGAUUUACAAAAAACAACAUUCCUGAACCUCAUAUUAAUGAUAUGACUAGAUUAAGAUACUUGGGAUUGAGAGAUACCAAUUUUGCGAUGUUACCAAUUUCUGGAGGGAUCCCUCCACAUCUGCAAACUCUAGAUAUAAGAGGUACAUCUAUCACAGAGUUGCCAUCUGAAGUUUGGACGCUUACAAAGCUUCGCCACUUAUACUUGAGCUCAGUGCGUUUGCUGAACUCACAAGCAUUGAGGUCUGGCAUACCACUGCAUAAUCUUCAAACCCUUAAAAUCGAUGAUUAUUAUCAAAACACCAGGAACAACCAAUUGGUUGGGUGUCUUAAGUUGUUAAGUAGUCUGAACACUCUAACAUUACGAGCCAACGAGAUCCCUCAAAAGGUUUUUACAGCAACAUCAACUCAUGCAAAGUUACAUAAGUUGAAGUUAGAUGGAACAUUGCAGCCCGAUGAACUCUGCGGUAUCGAAAAUUUCGCACCUAACAUCACCGAGCUCACAUUGUCUCGCUCAAACUUGCAAGGAGAGCCAACUCAAACACUAGGGCAGCUAAAAAACCUCAGGAUUCUCAAAUUGAGAGACGAUGCUUGCCAAUGUGAGAAUAUUUCUUGUUCUCCAGGCAGCUUCCCAAAUUUAUCUUACCUUGAGCUCAGCAACCUAUGUCAUCUAGCACUGCUCAACAUUGAGCCCGGAUCCUUUCCAAAUCUUAUGCACUUGUCUAUCCAUCGUUGCGACAAUCUGCAUGUGGUUCCGAAUGGUCUGGAUCACAUCACCACCUUACAAGUUCUAGAAUGUAAAGAGAUGCCCUCUAGUUUCGUGAAGGAGAUUAAUGACUGGCGCAGGACGCAUCCUACUGUGAGAGUCAUCAUCUCAGACCGCCAGCCACCGCAAGAUCUUUCGCCAACAGCCUAA
This is a messenger RNA of Ananas comosus (pineapple), 2337 nucleotides long. Its product is annotated as putative disease resistance protein At1g50180. Gene Ontology annotation, biological process: defense response to other organism. The coding region runs from base 1 to 2337 and encodes 778 amino acids. The record is from RefSeq and is a predicted model, not a curated record. Gene Ontology annotation, molecular function: ADP binding. The transcript has 3 exons. NCBI's taxonomy places the organism in Eukaryota, Viridiplantae, Streptophyta, Magnoliopsida, Poales, Bromeliaceae.